ACCUAAUACAUUUCGGCCCCUAAGGUCGGCUCAACAACCCACCCCAUCCCAUGACAACUUCACACCUCUCAGCAUAUCAAGCCGAUAUCACAACUCCCACCCCCAAGAUUCAACUCCAAAGCACCCUUACUCGCAAAAACAAAGCCACCACAAUGCCCUUCCCCUCUAAAACAGCCCUCAUCACAGGCGCAACAUCCGGCAUAGGCCUCGCCCUCGCCGAGCGCCUAAUCGCAAACGGCACCUUUGUCAUCGCCGUAGGCCGCCGCAAAGAUCGCCUCGAGGCCCUCGUCUCCGCCCACGGCGCCGAUAAAGUCGCCGCCGAGCCGUUUGAUAUCGCUGACCUCGAGGCCCUGCCGGCGUGGGUCGAGAAAAUAACAUCAACCCACCCAACCCUAGACACAAUACUCCUCAACGCAGGCAUUCAGCGCAGCAUAGACUUCACCUCGCCCUCCAGCAUCUCCCUUCCGGCCGUCUCAGGAGAGCUCACAACAAACUACCUCGCCCCAAUCCACCUCAUCACGCACUUCCUCCCACACCUCCAAUCUCUCAACACCAGCACCAACACCACCGGCACCACCACCAAAACAACACCAACAACGGCGUCCAUAAUCCUCAUCUCCUCAGGCCUAGCCCUUGUCCCAAUCCCCCGCUGCCCAAACUACUGCGCCACAAAAUCCGCCCUCCACUGCCUCGCCUGGUCCCUCCGCGCCCAGCUGCAGUCGAGCCCGUCCUCCUCCCACAUCCGCGUCGUCGAGGUCGUCCCGCCCGCCGUGCAAACGGAGCUGCACUCCCAGCAGCCGGACCUCGUCGCGGCAGGCCAGGCCAACUUUGGCAUGCCUCUGGACAAGUUCACCGAUGAGACCUGGGACGCGCUCGAAAAGGGGGAAGAGGAUGAGAUCAUUGUCGGGCCGGCCAAGAAUGUUGCGCAUGUCGAGACGGAUAGGAGAAAGAUGUUUGACAAGAUGGCGGAAUCAUUCAAGGCGGGCAACAAGGCGUAGAGAGUAGAUAGUAAAAACAAAAACCCAUUUGAUCAUGAAUCACCCGGCAAGUCAAACAGUUCGGAGAUUGUUGGGCAUCAAUCUGUAUUGU
Colletotrichum phormii is the source of this 1089-nucleotide messenger RNA. Its product is annotated as short chain dehydrogenase. The transcript has 2 exons. Gene Ontology annotation, molecular function: oxidoreductase activity. Lineage: Eukaryota; Fungi; Ascomycota; Sordariomycetes; Glomerellales; Glomerellaceae. Bases 51 to 998 code for a protein of 315 amino acids. The record is from RefSeq and is a predicted model, not a curated record.